AUGUCUUACAGUCCGCGAUACGUACGGCCAACUAAGGCCAGUAAUUUGCGGGCAUUGGCCAACAACUUGAGGGCUUCGAAUGAAAUUGCUCCCUCUGUGGCUGGGGCACGCUCACAGUCGCAGUCACCCAGCAGCCGAUUCGGUGUGUCGCGCAGCAUCUACACGGUCCGUGACUCUCGCAGUCGCAGCAGGAGCGUUUUCUCAAUGCCAAAUCAAGGCAAGUUCUCGGAGUCGUAUUCGGGUUCCUUUAACGAUCACACGACGGAGCCAGAGAGGUCCAGAGAACCCAGGAGGAGCCCCCAAGCCAGAUCCCACCUGAACACCCUGGCCGAGUCGCGUGCCCUGAGUCGUGCAACGAGCCUGGCAACCAGUCUGGCCAUCGAAGGUGGUGGCAAAUCCCAGCUGCGUACCGUCCAGACGCAGUACCAGAAGCUGCAGACUCUUCAAUCGGAAUUUGUGGAAUCGCUGAAGUCAUUGGAUCCGGAGGACUCCAAGCUGAUUGGAACGUACAGCUUUGUGGUUCUCGGCAAGGAUGAAUCGAACCGUUUGGCCCAAAGUUUGCCGGCGGAGAGUGUGCAGGAUCUGAAGGAUCGCUGUCAGGCGGCCGUCGAUUCGGGAUUCAUGCUGCUCUACGAUCACCUGGAGCCCAUCCAGAUGGCCAGGGACGAGUUCGAGGCGUGCCAUCGCAAAGAGCAGCUGAAAGUUAAGCUGAAGGAUCUUCUGAGCCUAAAGAUGGAGAACAUUGUCGAGAGCAUUGAUCAGCUGUGUGUGACACCUGUCGGCCCACAGGCAUCACCCAACAGCCAUCUGUACCGCGACAUUGGCUGGCUGCGGCGGCAGAAGCAGCAAAUGGAGUCGCGGUUCCUGCAGCUCAACAAGGAUCACAGCGAGCAGCUGAACAGGCUCAAGGCGGAACUCGAGGCAAAGCUGCAGGCUGGCGAGGAGCACUGGCAGCAGACCCUGGACGAGCUGAGGGAGCGGCUGCGGCGCAGCGAGGUGCAACGAAAGGAAAACGCCUGCCAGCUGGCCGUACAGAAUGCUGCCAUGACGGCCAAGGACAGCACCAUCGCCUCGUUGCAGGCGGAUAUGAACAAACAAAUCUCUCGCAACAUGGAGCUGAAUCAGGUGGUGAAGGGUUCGGAUGGUGCGCUGCUCUUCACACAGAAAGAGCUGGAGAAGAGCAGGGAGCAUAUUGCCUAUCUGGAGGAGGAGCUGAAUGAGGGACGUCAGCUCAUAGACGAGCUACAGCAGCAGCAGCGUCCCGCUGCAGAGGAUAUCGAUCAGGUCGUGGAGGAGAAGGAUCGCAUCAUAGGCGACUUGCAGCUCAAGGUGCAGGAUCUGUUGCAGCUGCAGGCCGUGCACGAGGAACACGAGCCAAAUACUCUGCAGCUGGACACGCAGAUCAGGUGA
Messenger RNA from Drosophila obscura, 1410 nucleotides. RefSeq lists its product as uncharacterized. The transcript has 6 exons. NCBI's taxonomy places the organism in Eukaryota, Metazoa, Arthropoda, Insecta, Diptera, Drosophilidae. Bases 1 to 1410 code for a protein of 469 amino acids. The record is from RefSeq and is a predicted model, not a curated record.